Octodon degus (degu) is the source of this 419-nucleotide messenger RNA. RefSeq names its product family with sequence similarity 25 member A (gene Fam25a). The coding region runs from base 34 to 303 and encodes 89 amino acids. The transcript is spliced from 3 exons. Lineage: Eukaryota; Metazoa; Chordata; Mammalia; Rodentia; Octodontidae. The record is from RefSeq and is a predicted model, not a curated record.
UGGAGUCCUACUUGUCUCUGCAGCAGCGGCGCCAUGUUGGGAGGCUUGGGGAAGCUGGCGGCCGAGGGCUUGGCCCACCGCACCGAGAAGGCCACCGAGGGGGCAGUCCACGCCGUGGAGGAGGUGGUGAAGGAGGUGGUAGAGCACGCCAAGGAAGCCGGGGAGAAAGCCAUCGCUGAUGCCUUCAAGAGAGCCCAGGAGUCAGGGGACAAAGUGGUGAAGGAAGUCACAGAGAAGGUGACCCACACUGUCACCGAUGCCGUCACCCAUGCAGCAGAGGGCCUGGGCCGACUGGGACAGUGACCUCCUGCCUGAUGGGCCCAGGAAAUAGCUCAGUGGCUCAGUGCUGGCCCAGCAGGUGCCAUGUCAUGAAUUUGAUCCUCAUCCAUUAUAAUAAAGGCCUGUUAGGUGUGUACAGA